AUGCCAAAACCUUUAGGCGAGGGACCCAAGGGAAAGGUCUCGAAUUCACGUAGGGGGCCAGCCCCCAAAGAUCGUGAUGAAAAUGGUAGAAUUAUCGGUAGUGAGACUUCUAAGGCGUCACGCAAACGUCAUUGUGCCCGAAUCACCAUGGCAUCACUCCAAAUUGACGAUGAGAAUGAUGAUCUGAGCCAAUUUACACCCAGUUUCGCCGAUAAUUCUCAUUCGCAUAAUACUUGGGGCAUCCCCUCUUCCGCGACGACUGUAGCCCCAAAGCGCAAGCGUAAACCCGCCAGUUCCAAGCAGCUACCAGGACUCGGGCGUAAUUAUGCAGCACGCAAUGCAGGUCUCUUCAACCGCUACCCAGAACUGUGCAGCCCUGAAACUACACCCGAGCCAGUGGAAACAAGCAGUCCAACUCGCUCUCCAUUCCUGCGCUAUCCUUUGGAAGUCCGUGAGCGAAUCUAUGGAUAUUUUCUUCGUUCUCCAAACUCGAUCCUCGUGAACUAUGAUUGGGAGGCGGUCGAACGCUGUCCCGAUUUUGUUGUCAAAAAGAUAUUGUAUAUAUGCAAGCAGAUCAGUGCAGAGGCUCUCUCAUUCCUCUAUAAAAAUAAUACCCUUCAUGCGCUGCUCCGGGAGAACAUGUCACGCCUACCUGCUUGGAGCAUCCCAAGGAUUACAACCACCUUUCUAAAUUUGGUAAAAAAUGUGGUCCUCGAGUGUCCAAAAGAGAAUUGGGAUCUGGAAUGGUAUUACAAGGCAAAAGAAAGCAUCGAAGCCUUGGUAGUGGCGAAAACAGUACUGAAAACAUUCACCAUCGUGUUGACACCGCGGCAGGUUGGCUUCACUUCGACAGCUUUGGGAUUUGAACAUGCUCCUAUAACUUUCGCGGAUUUUCUAUGGGAAGAUGGGGAGGUAAUGAAAGCUAUUGUGAAGUUGAGCUGCAAGCAAUCAAGGAUUGUUGUGAAGAAAGGUGAUGGGAGGAGACUUGUUCUGAAGACAGAUAUUCAUGGUGGAAUACUUGCGACAACGAAUGAUGAGGAGAACUGGUUUAAAGAAGAUAAGGUAUACCAGCUAUCAAGACUCUCUUUGCAAACUAGCGUGAAAAAAGAAGUGGCUGAAUUGAAAGAUAAGUUCGAGCAGAUCUUUCAUGACGAGGAGAAAGCCGUUGAGAUGGUGCAGGGUGAUGGAUUCAGGCGAAAGAUUAGUCAACAAUCAUCGUCGGCUAUCUAA
This is a messenger RNA of Botrytis porri, 1230 nucleotides long. RefSeq lists its product as uncharacterized. The transcript has a single exon. The coding region runs from base 1 to 1230 and encodes 409 amino acids. The record is from RefSeq and is a predicted model, not a curated record. Lineage: Eukaryota; Fungi; Ascomycota; Leotiomycetes; Helotiales; Sclerotiniaceae.